Molecule: messenger RNA, 3615 nt
Organism: Octopus sinensis (East Asian common octopus)
Lineage: Eukaryota; Metazoa; Mollusca; Cephalopoda; Octopoda; Octopodidae
Product: protein Wnt-5b-like
Exons: 4
Coding region: 2247-3371 (374 amino acids)
Biological process (GO): neuron differentiation; cell fate commitment; multicellular organism development
Cellular component (GO): extracellular region
Molecular function (GO): cytokine activity; frizzled binding
Source: RefSeq, a predicted model, not a curated record
UAGUAGUAGUAGUAGUAGUAGUAGUGUGGUUGAUAUGCUGUUCUUCUUACUCGUUGUUUCUGCCGUCACUAGCAAUAAGCGACAUGAGUAGUAGUAGCAGCAGUAAAAACAACCCAAAGGGAAACACCAGUGUCAGCAACAGCAGCAGCAGCAGCAGCAGCAGCAGUAGUUAUAUUGUCGUCUGGGCCUAACCUCUUUCUUCCCCUCCCUUACUUCCUCGUUUCUAAUUUCUCUAAGGCUAUGAUGUUCCAUCAGUCUCUCAGUACCGAGCGUCAUACCUCGGCUCUCCACUCGGCAACCAAACUCGGCCCUAACAACUGCCCAGCUGGCUCCCACAAACUGAUAGAAAAGGAGCUUAUUGUAGGAGAAAGUUUUUAGAUAUUAUCGACAAACCAAUUAGAAAACAUACUGAAUCAAACAACAACAACAGCAACAACGAAACCAAAACGCCUAUUUUUACUUUAAAGACACUCCUCUAAAAGAACAACAACAACAACAACAAUUAUGAAUAAUUUGAAAGAAUAAAUGAAAUUAUCAAAGAAACACGGGACAGGCAGUGCGACGAUGCCAAUAGCUUAACAACGAUAAGUUAAAAAACCCAGCAAAACAUCCUUUGACACAAAGCAUGUUACAAUAACAUUAGCGAACGUUGUAGUUGUUGAUUUUGUGGUUGUUAUUACUGUUGUUGAUUAUUUUUGUUGUAAAAAAAAAAAAAAGAAUUAUGAUAACCAGAAUAAAGGAAUAAGUAAUUACUUAAGAAAAGUUCAUUGAAGCAAGUUACUGCUGUACAGCGUGACCGGACAGACGCGGAUGCAUCCAAGGAAGUGUUUGCUAUAUUAAAGGAUUGUUAUACCAAAAGAGGAAGAGCAACGUGAAACCGAACGUGUUGAGACACAACGCUUAAAGAAAAGUAGCAAAAGAAAGAGAGAGGAGAAAAAAAAAGGGGGGAGAGAAAAAAAAUUUAGGGAGAAAGAAAGAGAAGGAGAAGGUAAAAAGGAAAAGAGAAAAAGUGUGUGUAUGUAUGCGUGUGUGAGUGUCUCGGCUUGUGUGUGUGUGUAUGAGAGAAAGAAAGAGAGAAAAAGGAGAAAGUAAGAGAUGAAAGUAAAAGAGAACGCGAGAAAAUGUUUUGGCAGCAAAAAGUUGUUUUAGGAGUAGAACUAUCGAAAUUCUAGAGAAAAAUACAAUACAUUUAAAUGUAAAGAAAAGAAAAGCAAACAUAUUUACACAGAAUUUAUCUGUUUAUAAGCCAUACACCAAUCAACACAAAAAUAUUUAAAUUUGAUAUAAGCACGUUUGUAUAUAUUGUAUAUAAGUAUAUUAAUAAAUAGGCACAUAUAUACAUUCAUACAUAAAUACACACAUACGUACGCACACACACACACACAUACAUACAUACAUACAUACAUACAUACAUACAUACAUACAUACAUACAUACAUACAUACAUACAUGCAUACAUGAUUAUAUAUUGAGUUGAAAUAAUUAUAUCUUCAAAAGACAAUUUUACUGGUGCAUUUAUCCAUUGGUUCAAAAUUCCAUUAAAAAUACCUAUGCAAGCUUCUUAAGAAUAACUUAAAAUAUUACUCGCGUAUUUGCGUGUGCUGAGAGAUAUACUUCAUAGUUAAGUUCUUCCUACUUAUAAAUUAAUCCUACUUGUACUUUUAUCAUCAUUAAAUUCAAGAGAGCAUUAGCAACAAAUACGCUGUGUUGAAUACAGUGUACAGCUAUCUCUCUAUCCAUCUAUCUUACUCUCUUCCCUCCUCCUUCUCUCUCCCUCUCUCUGUCUUAUCUGUCUAUCUAUUUAUCUAUCACUUUGACUUCACGUUUGUCAAUACAUCAAUCUAUUUAUUUAUAAGUGCACAAUCUGUAAAUAGACAAGUCUCUCUUCUAUAUUUCUUUCCCUUCCAAUAUCACACUUUUCCCCUCUCUCUUCUCACAAACACACACGCGCGAACGCUCACACGCACACACUUACAUGAGCGCGCACGUACACGCACACACACACAUACAUAUAUGUAUAUAUUUUUUAUAUAUGUAGUUCUAUUUAUACUUAUGUAAAUAUAUAUUUAUGGAUUUUUGAAUGUGUGAUGGAUGAAAAAGGAUUAAAUAAGUUAAUUAAUAUUAUUAUAUAAUAGUAAAUUCGGAAUAAAACUUACUAAACACAACUACUAAAACAUUAUAUAGAAGGUAGAUAUAACACCAAGCACCGACUAUACAAUACCAGGAUUUCUUAAGAUCGUCGGAGAAAUGGCCCAAAGUUCUGUUAUGUGGAAUGGCAGAUCAGUUUUUUCGCCGGUCUCCAUUAUUUUCGCUUGUUUUUGUAUAUACAGUGUGAUAGAGCCGUCAGCCACAACUGGAAUGUGGUGGAACUUGGGAUUACAGAGUGGAGAGGUAUGGCGGAAGAUGUACAUGCUUGGAGCACGCCCGAUGUGUGUUGGUCUCAAAGGUUUGUCUGUUGGCCAAAUUCAAAUAUGUCAAACACAUUACGACCACAUGCCAAGUGUUGGUCGUGGAGCUCAGUUAGGAAUCAGGGAGUGCCAAUAUCAGUUCCGAAAUCGCCGAUGGAAUUGUAGCAUAGUCGGUGAUGAAACAGUGUUUGGUCCUGUUUUGGAACUUGGUAGUCGAGAAAAUGGUUUCACACAUGCUAUAUCUUCUUCUGGUGUAGUAUAUUCCAUCAGUCGAGCAUGUCAACAAGGUCAGUUAUCUCGGUGUGGAUGCAGUGAAGCCCCUCGGCCACCGACGAUACAUAAAGAUUGGCUAUGGGGAGAAUGUGGGGACAACAUUGAGCAUGCCUACAAAUUUGCAGUUGGUUUUAUUGAUAAACGAGAGAAAGAAAGAAAUUAUCCGCGUUUCUCGCGUGGAUUAGCCAGAAUGCUUAUGAAUCUUCAUAACAAUGAAGCUGGAAGACGGGCGAUCUUCAAACAUGCUACUGUUAGCUGCAAAUGUCACGGUGUGUCUGGUUCUUGUAGUCUGAAGACUUGCUGGCAGUCAUUACCAGAUUUCCGCUCGGUAGGAAACCGACUUAAAGAGAAAUACAAUGGAGCCACUAAAGUUCAUUUUAACAGCCGAGGCACUCGGCUGGUUCGACGUAAUCAUAAGUUCAACAAACCUACAAAAGAGGAUAUUAUCUACUUGGACGACUCACCUGAUUACUGUACGACAAACCCUGCAGCAGGCGUUCUUGGAACAGUCGGAAGGGAAUGUGACUGGACAUCAAAAGGCCUUGGUGGCUGCGCAUUAAUGUGCUGUGGGAGAGGUUACAAUUCAUUCCGUAAGAAAGUAACGGAACGUUGUCACUGCAAAUUUGAAUGGUGUUGCGAGGUGAUAUGCGAUACUUGUGAAUAUUACGUUGAUGUUCAUGUAUGCAAAUGAAUUCAACAGACAAUAAUAAUAAGAAAUUUAGCAUUUCAUGUUACAAGUGAUAAUAAAAAUUGGUGGAAUCAGUUUAUACAAAAAAUUAUGUACGCCAAUUGAUUAAUAUCAUAAAUAUAAAUAAAGUUCGUACAAGAGGAGCGAAGAUAAAUCUGGAGAGGACAAAAAACUAAAAUGCAAUAUGGAAUUGAAUGUUCAUUUAUAUUAUAUACAGAGACAUCAUUGUCGUUUGUAUCAUGGGAUA